Magnolia sinica is the source of this 1168-nucleotide messenger RNA. Its product is annotated as transcription factor KUA1-like. The transcript is spliced from 3 exons. Gene Ontology annotation, molecular function: zinc ion binding; DNA binding. The record is from RefSeq and is a predicted model, not a curated record. Gene Ontology annotation, biological process: response to ethylene; response to auxin; response to gibberellin. NCBI's taxonomy places the organism in Eukaryota, Viridiplantae, Streptophyta, Magnoliopsida, Magnoliales, Magnoliaceae. Bases 66 to 965 code for a protein of 299 amino acids.
CCAUCCAAACAUAUUACUCUCUCUCUCUCUCUCUCUCUCUCUCUCUCUCUCUCUCUCAGAGUAGGAUGGCGAGGAAAUGCUCUCACUGUGGGAAGAAUGGGCACAACUCAAGGACUUGCAGCAGUUACAGCAGGGGUGUGUAUGUAGGUGGAAGUGGUGGGGUGAGGCUGUUUGGGGUGCAGUUGGAUUUAGAUUUCCCCAUGAAGAAGAGCUUUAGCAUGGAAAGCUUAUCUUCUCCCACUUCUUCUUCUUCAUCUGCUUCUUCCUCCUCUUCUCGUAUUUCUAUUCAUGACUCCGAUAAAAUCUCCAAUGGUUAUCUCUCUGAUGGUCUCCUUGCAAGAACCCAAGACAGGAAGAAGGGGGUCCCAUGGACUGAAGAAGAACAUAGAACAUUCCUGGCGGGCCUCGAGAAGCUUGGCAAGGGUGACUGGAGAGGUAUCUCGAGGAAUUACGUCACAACAAGGACUGCGACCCAAGUUGCCAGUCAUGCCCAAAAAUAUUUCCUAAGACAGACUAGCCUCAACAAGAAGAAGCGUCGAUCCAGCCUCUUCGACAUGGUUGGUAACAACAACACUUCAGUUCCUAUUAUUGAUUCGAAGCCCAAAGAUCCUCUCUCAACUGAAUUUUCUGUUCCAACUCUGUCUUCUUACAGAACAUGCUAUGAAGUUCAUGAAAAUAUCCCUCAGGUCGAUCUUAAUUCAUUCGAACAAGAAACGAAAUUGGGAAACCAACAAACGAAGCAUCUUCAAUUGCCAGGCAAUCUUUAUCAAAUACCCGUUUGGCCAUCCCACGGAUCACCUGGUUCAUAUCCUGAUUUUGUUUCCCAACCAGCUUCUGUCCUAAUGAAGCCCGUUGUUCCUCUCGAACCUCCCAAUCUAGAACUCACGAUUGCGACCCCAAGGCCGUUGGAUCAAAGCCAAACUUCCUCACCGAACUCCCUCCGAAUCGGCAUAAGUGUGAACUGACAAUCCAUCUUAUUGAAGAAACAAAGCUUACAAAUAUUGAAUUGGAAGGAACAUGUGAAAAAUGUAAUCCUUUUAUGCCGAUCGCGUUCUUCGUUCCUGCAAUCAAAUGUUUCAAAAUGUAAUGUGAUUACUUUUAUGGUCAGCUUAAAUUAUGCAAAUUAGUAUAUCUGUUUAUGAUGCAUAAAUAAAAGUGUCAUUCCACA